CCUUAGCAGUAUCCACUUGAAAUUGACAACAGCGCACUUCCUGGUUUUUAUUUACAUGGCUCUUGGUAGCUAUUAUGUAUAAUUCACAGGCAGGGAGAUGGACGGAUCCUUGACAAAUGCAACCUUACCUAAGGCAAGCAUUUCUAUGUCUUAGCUGUGGCGAUUGCAUCGUCCGUCUCUGCACUGACCUGGGUAGUGGACUAACUAAUGCUGCACCUCCUUUAUUUAGAAGGAGAACAAUGGCCAAGGGCAGGAAGAGGUCAAACGAGCCUAAAGGCCGGAAGAUCACCCUGAAGAUGGCCAAGCUGGCCUUGAAGCUGACCAUGGACGGAAAACGUCGCCUGGACCUCAGCAACAUGGAGAUUGCUAUCUUUCCAAAGUGCAUCCUGAAGCUGUGUGAUGUGGACGAGCUGGACCUGAGCCGCAACCUGUUGAAGAAGCUUCCCAACUCCAUCGAUAAGUUUGUCAACCUCCGUUGGCUGGACCUCCACAGCAACCAGCUAGAUCACAUUCCAGAAGCCAUCGGGCGCCUCCAGAACCUACACAGCCUCAACCUCUGCAACAACCACCUGAGCACCGUAGGACUCCCCAGUGAGAUCGGCCUCCUGCGGAAGCUAAGGAGUCUCAACCUGGGCAUGAACGUCCUGGAGAGGAUCCCGUCCUCAAUCGCGGGCCUCAAGGAGCUGCGCCACGUGGCCCUGUUCAACAACCUCCUGACUCGGGAACCCGACUGCCUCCGAAAUCUGCCCCACCUAGAGAGCGUCAACUUAAAGUGCAACCCGAUCCCGCCCGAGGACGACAAAGGCACAGGCGCCGUUCGGAGGGUGGAGUGCCUGUACCUGGUGAAGGAGAGCUGCCUGUGUGCCUCUUGCCUCUGGAAGGUCAAAGAGGACAGGCGGAAGGUGGACAGUUGGCUGAGCGAAGACCACUCCCACAGGAAGUCCAGGUUUUCCGGCAUGAUCACGCCAAACUCAGUGGCACAGGAGGACCAGGUCACCUGGAGGUGAUGGUGUCACCUAAAGAUCACAAAAGGUCAAUUUUAUGCUCUAUUGCAACUUCAACUGCACAGAUAUAGCAGCUACUAAUUACUUGACAAACAAUCUAUAUUAGUGAAAUCAAUAAUUAUGGAAGAAGAAACAUGUGUAACAAGGGAUGUUGUCAAACACGUGUAACCAGCCUUCUACAAGCUGCUCCAGUCCGUUGUACUCUAACGCCCUCUAGAGUUUGGGUGCCUGUAAUAUUCUUCAAGCACUGCAGAGUAAACCUACCUUAGUUUCAACACAUGGUUCUUUUAUUUAGCAAUUUUUUCUAAAUACAUAUCACAUUUCUCUAACAAUAAACACUGUUUCAUUAUCAUUCUGGUGAAUGAGUCUCUAUUCCAUGUUCAGGAAUCACAGUUGGCCAAAGAAAACAGCAUCACAGACGCAAUACCUAUUGGACUAAAGGGUUACUAACCCAUUUGUCUGGAUACAAUCUGUGCUCACAACACCUCAUAGCCCAAUUAUCAUCAUGCUAUUACCAUAUAUUCAGUUAUAAUAUUCCCCUUGAGAUGCAAGGAAAUUACCAUCUCGAACAUUGCAUUGUAUUUUCUACACCGAUGGCUGGGGCUGAAGCUGACCAGAGAAGUGCUGAAUCAACAAGGUGAAGACACUUAAUCAUUCAUUAAGUGGUGAACAGACACAACUGAGUAUUGGUCUGAGCAUCAUAAAAUGUAAUCACGUUUAUCUUUUUAUAACUGUGUCUUCCUUAACCGAUCAACCCCCUCAUCAGUGCUCCUUUUAGUAUUUAAGUCUAAAGCUUCCCAGUCAUCCUUGCUAACACGCUUUAAAUCACACACACCAUCACUGCUGUGUCCGAGCCAUAGGAAAUCAUUGGACCAGAGCGCACUCGCUCACUCCAUCCGUCAGGAAAGCAGAAUGCGGUGGCGCAGAAGCAGUAGCAUGUCUGUUGUCACGCGUGUGCAUGUGCGAUUUGGGAUG
This is a messenger RNA of Esox lucius (northern pike), 1979 nucleotides long. RefSeq names its product leucine rich repeat containing 18b (gene lrrc18b). Lineage: Eukaryota; Metazoa; Chordata; Actinopteri; Esociformes; Esocidae. The record is from RefSeq and is a predicted model, not a curated record. Gene Ontology annotation, molecular function: protein binding. The transcript has 2 exons. Bases 117 to 1007 code for a protein of 296 amino acids.